Messenger RNA from Hymenoscyphus albidus, 2617 nucleotides. Lineage: Eukaryota; Fungi; Ascomycota; Leotiomycetes; Helotiales; Helotiaceae. The record is from the annotation of a GenBank genome assembly.
CUUUUCCCAAUUCCAACCAAAACUAUUGUCAAAUCUCGAGAGUUCAAGAUGAAGAGAAAGGCAGAAUCUCAAUCCGAUCGCAGCAAUGGCAAAAGCAUCCUAAAAAAACGCGCAAAGACUGGUAUGCAGAUUACUUCCUUUUCCCCACACUCCCCGCACAUAAUCUAAGCUUGUGUAACAGUUCUGUCUGAGGAAGAAGUGCAAAAGUGCUUCCGCAAAGACCUUUUCGACAAGGAUGUCCUCAAGAAACAUACGAAAUCCUAUGCCAAAUCCGAGCCCUACAAACACAGUGUAAUUGACACGUUGAUCAACGAUAAACUCCUACGCGCUGUGCGCGACGAGAUUCGUGACAAUGUUCAUUUUACUCCAAAGGAAACUGAUAUCUACAAGAUCCACCAGUCGGGGGAUCUUGCCAAUCUGGAUGGUCUGGACGAUGGCGCUCUCGAAAAGUUACCGUCCCUCCUCAAAUUGAGAGACGCCAUGUAUUCCUCCUCCUUCCGAAAGUACGUCGCAAAGAUUACAGGAUCGGGCGAAUUGAGUGGGAGAAAGACGGAUAUGGCAAUCAACAUCUAUACACCGGGCUGCCAUUUGUUGUGCCAUGAUGAUGUGAUUGGAAGUCGACGGGUCAGCUACAUUCUGUAUUUGACAGACCCGGACCUUCCGUGGAAGGAAGAAUGGGGCGGCGCAUUGCGAUUGUUUCCCACGAAGACUUUCGAGGAUGAGAAAGGCGAGAAAACUAUUACUCCAAGUCCAGAUUUUACAAAGUCAAUUCCGCCAGCAUGGAAUCAAUUGAGUUUCUUUGCUGUUCAGCCUGGAGAAAGUUUUCACGACGUCGAAGAAGUCUACCAUGCCGAAAGUAAAGAGCAAUUGGAGCGUGACGGCGGACGAAUCCGAAUGGCUAUCAGUGGUUGGUUCCAUAUUCCACAAAUUGGCGAAGAAGGAUAUGUGAAAGGCGCUGAAGAGAAAUGGGGCAAGAACAGCAGUUUGAUGCAACUACAAGGAAAUCCCGCUGCAUAUGACUUUCCCAAAGCAUUGCCUGUCGAAGUCGAAAGCCCCGAGAAAGAUAGCCAGGACAGUGAAGAAAGCGUCUUUGAGGAGGGCGAUCUCGACUUUUUGCUCAAGUAUAUGUCGCCUACGUACCUGACGCCUGAUACUUUGGAGCAGGUCGCCGCACAAGUUAUGGAGACGUCAAGUGUUACAGUUCCCGAUCUGCUAUCUAAAAAGUUUUCCGCAAAGGUUCGCGAGUACUUUGAAGGCCAGGAGAAGCUGGCACUGCCUAGCAACAGCGAGGAGAUUGAAAAAGGGUCCUGGAAAGUAGCGAAACCACCUCACAAACACCGUUUCUUAUAUCAACAGCCCAAAAAGGCGACAUCAGGAAAAUCAAAGAAGGGCUUCGAUAGAGAGCUGACUCCAAUUGAGGAAAUUCUUCAAGUCUUCUUACCUAGUCCACAAUUCCGAAAAUGGCUUGAGCUGGCCACGCAAUGUGAAAUCACAAAGCAUGACGUGAUCGCACGACGAUUUCGCAAAGGAAUGGACUAUUCUCUUGCAACAAGCCAUGAGGGCGAGGCGCGACUGGAGUUGUGCUUGGGGCUGACUCCAAGUCCGGGCUGGGGUGAUGACGAGGAAAGUGAUGAUGAAGAGAAUGUGGAGGAGGAAGAUGAAGAUGAAGAGGAAGAUAUCCCAGCGGAGAGGUCAAGUUCCUCAAAAAGCAAGCAAAACGGAAACUCGAAAGACAAGACACAACCUCCCGAGCUCAAACCCGUACAGGAGGUCGGGGAGAAAAAGGAGGAAGAAGCUGAUGUUGGUGGUCACGAAGUCUUUAUGGCAGGUGAUGACGAUGAAGCCGAUGAAGAUGCAGCUAUAUACAAGGCAUCUUCUGAGGCGGAGGAUGACAACGUUCUCUUUACUAUGCCGGCUACUUGGAAUAAACUGAGCAUUGUCUUACGGGAUGGCGGUGUUUUGAAGUUCGUCAAAUACGUUAGCAGAAAUGCCAAGGGAGACAGAUGGGACAUCAGUGGAGUCUUUGAUAUCAACGAAGCAGAGGAAGAGGACAGCCAGGAAACUGCUGUUACUUUGGAAGAUAGCGAGGAAGAGGUGUUUCAGGGAUUUCCAGACUCGUCCGAUAGCGACUCAGAGUGCGGGAAUUACUGAGUGUUGUUCUCCUAGUUGGGAUUUGAAGUGCCAAUCAGGAUCCGAGCCCGGACGUGCGAGGUCUAGGCUCUGUAAAGAUGAGUACUAUCGAAAAACGGAUAUUCAUGGAUGGUAUACCGGUAGCACUAGUAUUGUCAGUACAUAACUCAAGCUUUGACUGAUAAGCAAUUUGCUGAGUUGUCUGAAAGUAUAUCAGGUAUCAAGCUCAAGUUUAAUCUUUGUACAAGCUCUUCACGAAGUUUAUGAGAUACGAUGGUCAAAUUGGUACUUGGGCCAGUAUGUUUAUUCUAAACAAAAUCUCAUGUUUUCAUGUAUAAACAAGUUCAAUAUUCAAUGCUUCUUACGUUACACAUCCAUCCUUCAAGUACAAGUCCUUUUUUUUCCUCUUCGUAAUUACGAGUACGGACUCCAGAAUCCUCGCGUCCUCGUAACCCCACCUGCACCCCACCUCCCCAUUUGCCCCGCG